This is a messenger RNA of Etheostoma cragini (Arkansas darter), 1589 nucleotides long. It is a transcript of the gene g6pc3, whose product is annotated as glucose 6 phosphatase, catalytic, 3. The record is from RefSeq and is a predicted model, not a curated record. The coding region runs from base 159 to 1178 and encodes 339 amino acids. Gene Ontology annotation, biological process: glucose 6-phosphate metabolic process; gluconeogenesis. Gene Ontology annotation, molecular function: glucose-6-phosphatase activity. The transcript is spliced from 6 exons. Gene Ontology annotation, cellular component: membrane. Lineage: Eukaryota; Metazoa; Chordata; Actinopteri; Perciformes; Percidae.
UAUCACAUUGGCGGAAAUAGGCUUCCAUACUGCAUGCUGCAGCACUUCCUGAACUACAAAAUAAUCAGGAAAGAUUCUCUUUUACUCUGUAACCAGGGUUGCAGCUUGAUUUUCGCAUCCACAUCCAAGCAACGUUGCAUUUGGGAGAAGACGCAGUCAUGGAGGCCGUGUACACCCAAGGCAUCUGGAUGGCUGAAAGUCUCCAGCGGAGGACGAUAAGUCAAGAACAAAUGUGGCUGGUUGUCACUCACAUUGGAGACCCCAAAGCAGCUUUCCUGCUCGUCUUUCCUUUCACAUACUUCAUCAGCAAACGAGCUGGAGUUGCGGUGCUUUGGGUAGCGGCGAUAUCGGAGUGGUUAAACUUGGUGUUUAAAUGGAUGUUGUUUGGAGAAAGGCCUUUCUGGUGGAUAGGUGAAUCAGGUCUGUUCGUCAACAAGCAACCCAACGUGCACCAGUUUUCCUCCACCUGUGAAACCGGCCCAGGGAGUCCAUCGGGACAUGCGAUGGUGACGGCAGCAGUCUGGUGGGUCGUGGUGUCCUCACUGGGGUCAUCCCUGUACUUGCGCACUCACAGUGUGGUGUUAUCAGCUGCUCCCUACCUGCUCUAUGUGGUGAUGCUGGUGGCAGUUGGAAUCUCCAGGAUCUUUAUCCUCGCCCACUUCCCUCACCAGGUCAUCGCUGGCUCCAUUACAGGUUUCAUUCUGGGGAUUGUUCUGAGCCGCAGAGUACCAGAAGGACGCCCCCUGCUGUUCUUCUUUAGCUUCAGCAUCGGUCUGCUGCUCGGAACGCUGAUGCUGCAUGCUGGACUGCAGCAGCUGGGAAUCGACCUCUCCUGGUCUAUCACCUUGGCUAAGAAAUGGUGCAGGCGAGCAGAGUGGGUUCGUUUGGAUUCAGCCCCAUUCUCAUCUUUGACUCGAGACUGCGGGGCCCUUCUGGGUUUGGGACUGGCCCAGUACUGGAAGCCAGGCGGAUAUUCUCUGCCUUUGGCUCCACGGGCUUUGUCUCUGGCCAUUUCGUCCAUGGGACUGUACCACGUCAAUCGUCUGCCGCUCCCGGUCCGACCACAAGGACUCUUCUAUGGCCUGUUCUUUGUCAAAUUCGUCAUAGUGCCUCAGAUAGUCAUGGUGCUUGUGCCUGGACUGGUUUACCUGUUCACACGCAAAAAGAAGAAGGACUAGAAACUAUUUCCCCCUCAAUUUUAAAGGUGUCUUUCACACCUCCAAAGACUAUAGCUUCCUCCUGAGUUUCUGGGCACUUUAAAUGUCUAUGUUAUGUAUUUAACGAGUGUGGAAAAGCUGUAGGUAGUUACUCGACAUUUGUUUUUGUUCACUUACAAUUCAACUUGCAGGAGUCUUCAGUCAGAGACGUAAUGUUUUUAAAUGCUUACAUGGUCCUUAAAGCUAUAGUAAGUUGUUUCUGUCUCCCCCGUGAGGAAUUCUAAAUGACGACGAAAUUGUCGGCGCCUCCACAUGAUACAAGCCUUGCUUGAUUGCGCAUUUGCAGUAAAUCUAGAGUUAAUACUAUAGUAUCUUUGGGGAAAUCUUGAGUUGUUCUGUGGGAAAAUUGCAGUUUUGAGGUAUUGCACAUCA